Baudoinia panamericana UAMH 10762 is the source of this 1395-nucleotide messenger RNA. RefSeq lists its product as uncharacterized. Gene Ontology annotation, molecular function: protein-cysteine S-palmitoyltransferase activity. Gene Ontology annotation, biological process: protein targeting to membrane; peptidyl-L-cysteine S-palmitoylation. Gene Ontology annotation, cellular component: endoplasmic reticulum membrane; endoplasmic reticulum; Golgi apparatus. Bases 1 to 1350 code for a protein of 449 amino acids. The transcript is spliced from 5 exons. The record is from RefSeq and is a predicted model, not a curated record. NCBI's taxonomy places the organism in Eukaryota, Fungi, Ascomycota, Dothideomycetes, Mycosphaerellales, Teratosphaeriaceae.
AUGGAGAAACCUCUCAUCCAACGUCUCGCCCCACCAGGCGUAACAGUGCUAAUCCUCUUCCUGGCUCUCAGCUCCCAAUAUCUCUUCCAGCACAUCGAACCAGGUUCUCUCCGAAAAGGCGAUGCCUACCUCUUCAACACCCUGGUCACUGCGCUUCUAGUAUGCUACUACCGCGCGUGCUACAAAGAUCCAGGCUCCGUACCCAAUGACUGGCAAGAAACAGUCCGCCUGAAUGGUAGUGCCGCGGAUGCAGCCCAAUUGCCACUUUCCCAGCGCUGGUGUAGACGCUGCGAGAUCUGGAAGCCGCCGAGGGCACAUCAUUGCAAGACUUGCCGGCGUUGCAUCCUCAAAAUGGACCAUCACUGCGUAUGGACAGCAAACUGCGUCUCUCACAGCAUCCUUCCGCAUUUCGUUCGCUUCCUCUUCUACGCUGUGGUAUCUAUGCUUUACCUCGAACGCUUCCUCUACACACGAUGUGCCGUACUAUGGCAAAAGCGGCAUUUACCAAGCUACCUGGGCCCAAACGUGUGGCAGCUAGCCCACUUAUUCGUACUCGUCGUUGUCAAUUCCCUCGUCCUGUUCGCUCUCGUAUUGCUACUCGGACGUACAAUCUGGUCGCUGACGCUGAACAUGACGACGAUCGAAAGCUGGGAAGUGGAGCGCCAUCAUGCUCUGCUGAGGCGUGCACGCACACUCGGCGGCUAUCUAGACGGACCUGACGGCACUAAAGUCAAGAUCGAGCAGCAGGAGUUCCCAUGGGAUGCCGGAUUCUGGACGAAUAUCUGCCAGGGGAUGGGAAGCAGAAACCCAUUGAUCUGGUUCUGGCCAUUUGCACAAAGUCCUAGUAUUCGGAGUGCAUUUGAUUACGAGCACAACUGCAUUGAUGAUCCAAGCAAACCCUGGCCGCCCCCAGAUCCCGACCGCAUGUUCCGCACCGCCCGACGACCCGCAACUGGCGGCGACACGCUACCAAUGGAUAUCAACAGUUUCCGCGCACGACAGGAAGCAGACAUGGCGCGCUACGAGGACGCAGACGGUGAGUACGUCGUCCGUCGCCGUCCUUUCCACGAACGUCUCGAGGCUUUGUCGAAGUCAGAUGCAGGCCGUGUGUACGAAGUGGAGGAUGACGGCGACGAAGAUGAGGAUGCACUGGUCACGGACGAAGAUCUUCCGGCUGAGGCGCGAUUGACGCGGGAUGGUGGCGAUGAUGCGGGGGAAGAGGGCUGGCGCAAUAAAGAAGGGGAGAGGUUGGCUGAUUUUGGGGUUGAUGAGGUUGCAGACUUUUAUGAUGAGGAUGAUGUGCCGCUGGCUGAGCUGCUGAGGCGGCGGAGAGGCGGUGGUGUGGAGUAAACCAGUCGAGGUUUUAUAGACUUUAGGUCAUGAAUAUAACACGAC